This is a messenger RNA of Etheostoma cragini (Arkansas darter), 2317 nucleotides long. It is a transcript of the gene ndor1, whose product is annotated as NADPH dependent diflavin oxidoreductase 1. Gene Ontology annotation, molecular function: NADPH-hemoprotein reductase activity; flavin adenine dinucleotide binding; FMN binding. NCBI's taxonomy places the organism in Eukaryota, Metazoa, Chordata, Actinopteri, Perciformes, Percidae. The record is from RefSeq and is a predicted model, not a curated record. Gene Ontology annotation, cellular component: cytosol. The transcript has 15 exons. The coding region runs from base 121 to 1902 and encodes 593 amino acids.
GGCUUGCCGUAAAGUGUAGCGUCGAUGUUUAGGUGAGGAGUUGUUCGCCUUACUUGGUGGAGUUAAUUGUUAAUUUUAUUAGCGUUCAAGGGUAUUGUUGGCGAAGAUAACAGCAUCAAAAUGUCCAGUCCUGCUCUGCUGGUCCUGUAUGGGAGCCAGACCGGUACGGCCCAGGACACGGCCCAGAGGAUUGCACGCCAGGCGCUGAGAAGGCACCUGCAGGUUCAGGUGCUGCCUCUGGAUAACUACGUCGUGGCCAACUUGAUCUCCGAGUCUCUUGUGGUUUUUGUAUGCUCCACCACUGGCCAAGGAGACCCUCCAGACAAUAUGAAGAACUUCUGGAGGUUUAUCUUUAGGAAGUCUUUGCCUGUGGGCUCUCUGGGUCGCUUGGACUGUGCCAUAAUGGGCCUGGGGGACUCCUCCUAUCCUAAGUUCAAUUUUGUGGCUAAGAAGCUUCACAAGCGUCUUCUGCAGCUGGGUGCCAAUAUACUGCUGCCUGUCGGGCUGGCCGAUGACCAACAUGACCUGGGGUCAGACGCUGUGAUCGACCCGUGGCUCACAUCAUUUUGGGAGAAAGUGUUUGCCCUGGACCCAUCUUUGGCCGGUGUGAUUCCAAUGAGGGAAGAUGAACCGCUCCCGCCAACUUACACUUUCCACUUCCUGGAUGAUGUGAAAGAGAAGACAGAUGACAGGCUGAGGAUUCCCAUGGAGCACCCUGUCCCCUCCCAGUCCCAUCCCUUUCCUGCCAGACUGGUGUCCAAUAGGAGAGUCACAGACACGUUGCACUUUCAGGAUGUGAGGCACAUUGAGUUUGAUAUCACUGGAUCCAACAUUGAGUAUGCUGCUGGUGACGUGGUGAUGGUGCGUCCAUGUAACUUACAAGAAGACGUACAGCAAUUCUGUCAACUGCUGAGAUUAGAUCCAGAGGCCAGGUUCACUCUCAGGGCCACAGACAACACUGCAGUUCCAGCCAGGCUUCCCCAGCCCUGCACUGUGCGCUACCUGGUGGAGAGCUACCUAGACAUCGCUGCUGUGCCUCGCCGCUCCUUCUUUGAGCUGCUGUCUACCUUUGCCACCAAUGAGCUGGAGCGGGAAAAGCUGGUCGAGUUGAGCUCCACGGCAGGCCAGGACGAGCUGCACAGCUACUGCAACCGCCCCCGACGCACCGCGCUGGAGGUCUUGGCAGAUUUCCCACACACUACAGCAGAACUCAAAGCAGACUAUCUGCUAGAUCUGUUCCCUGAUAUCCAGCCCCGCUCGUUCUCCAUUGCCUCCUCUCUCCGGGCUCACCCACACAGGCUUCAGAUCCUAGUAGCUGUGGUUACUUACAAAACCAAGAUGUAUAAACCGCGAAGAGGCCUCUGCUCCACCUGGUUAGCCUCCCUGGACCCUGCACAAGGGGAGAUGUACGUGCCUCUGUGGGUGAAGAAGGGAGCCAUGAGGUUCCCUAAAGAGGACACCCCUGUGAUAAUGGUUGGACCCGGAACGGGAGUGGCCCCCUUCAGGUCGGCUUUACAAGAGAGGAUCGCUGAGGGGGAAAACGCCAACGUCCUGUUCUUUGGCUGUCGCUCUGAGCACAAAGACUUCUACUUCAGGACAGAGUGGGAGGAGAUGAUGAAGACCGGACACCUUAACCUCGUCACCGCCUUCUCACGAGACCAGGAGGAGAAAGUGUAUGUGCAGCACCGUGUGAGGGACAACGCUGAGCUCAUGUGGGACCUGAUUGCCAAUAGAAGUGCCUGCUUUUACAUCGCUGGUAAUGCUAAAGAAAUGCCAACCGGUGUGUGUGGCGCUCUGAAAGAGGUGUUCCAGCAGCACGGAGGCAUGUCGCCGGAGGACGCCGAGCAGGUGCUGGCCACCAUGGAGAAGACGGGCCGAUUCCAGUGUGAGACCUGGUCCUGAGGACGGGCCGAUUCCAGAGUGAGACCUGGUCCUGAGCACACUACUCAGAGUGGACAUGAAGCUGCUGCAGCCAUGGUGACGGCGUGAUACAAUCCCUGCUGUGGCUUCAAAGCAUUUGCAAGCACGGUUCAUUCUUGACCUUUUGCAACGGCAUGUGUGUUAAAAAAUAACCACAGCUAGGGGUUAACUAGCUUUUUGGAGCUGUCAAUCAUAUCUUGCAGUCCUUAUUCAGCUAAUGGAGCUGGCUCAGGUGUCAUCACAUAGUUAAAAAUAAUCAGUUUUCCAAUUAAAUUCUAAUUAAGACCUGAUAUUAAGAAAAUCCCCAAAUCGAUCUUGUAAUGUGCUCAUAUUCUGCUCAUUUUCAGGUUCAUUAUUGUAUUUGGAGGUUAUAUCAUAAUAGGUUUAUGUGUUUUAU